Messenger RNA from Lathyrus oleraceus (garden pea), 1956 nucleotides. Its product is annotated as serine/threonine-protein kinase AtPK2/AtPK19. NCBI's taxonomy places the organism in Eukaryota, Viridiplantae, Streptophyta, Magnoliopsida, Fabales, Fabaceae. The transcript has 6 exons. Bases 256 to 1530 code for a protein of 424 amino acids. Gene Ontology annotation, biological process: protein phosphorylation. The record is from RefSeq and is a predicted model, not a curated record. Gene Ontology annotation, molecular function: ATP binding; protein serine/threonine kinase activity.
CAGAAUCAUCGGUUUGAACCACAAUUGUAGAAAUGGAUAAACCAUGCUUUCAGUUUUGACAAUGCCUCUUCCGAUGCCCAAUCAAUUUGCACUUCAAGUUGCAGUCAUAAUGUUGAAUAUAAUUCAACCGCAUUAACUAGUGUCCAAUAAGUACACAUAACAUAACCAACUAACCGAAAAAUGGUGUCAAUGUCCAAAUGACCACAUCACAUUCACAUCUAAGAAGAAGCCAUUUCUGAAACUCGGUAUCCUCUAAUGGCCUCCAAUCUCACCAACCUCACCAUUCCUCCUCCUCCUCCUCCUUCUUCUUCUUACCGUCCCCCAAUCGAUCCCAACCCAUCUCCACAAAUCAUCUACAGUAGGUCCCACUCCUUCGUAGGUCCCUCCCCUCUCAUCCCCCCUCCCUCCGACGACACCAACACCAACAACAACUCCCUUUUCUUCCUCGACGAACUCGCUUCCAACUCCGACGAAGAAAACGACGACCAAAUCCAACCACCCUUCCAACACAAAUUCGGACCCUCCGAUUUCCAAAUUCUCAAAGUCAUAGGACAAGGUGCCUUCGGCAAGGUCUUCAUGGUCAGAAGAAAAGGCGAUUCAGAUUCUUCCGACGACGCUAACGGAAUCUUCGCAAUGAAGGUCAUGAGGAAAGAUAACAUCAUUAAGAAAAAUCACGUCGAUUACAUGAAAGCCGAGAGAGAUAUUCUCACUAAAGUUCUUCAUCCUUUCAUCGUUCCUCUUCGCUACUCUUUCCAAACUAAAUCUAAAUUGUAUUUGAUUUUGGACUUCAUUAAUGGAGGACAUCUCUUCUUUCAAUUAUGUCGACAAGGAAUUUUUAGUGAGGAUGAGGCAAGGAUUUAUACUGCUGAGAUUGUAUCUGCUGUUUCACAUCUUCACAGCAAAGGCAUCGUGCAUCGGGAUCUUAAACCUGAAAACAUACUCAUGGAUUCUCAUGGCCAUGUGAUGUUAACUGAUUUUGGAAUGUCGAAAGAGAUUGAGGAAUCUGAGAGAUCUAACUCUAUGUGUGGGACUACAGAAUAUAUGGCUCCGGAAAUCCUUUUGGGUAAAGGCCAUAACAAGGAUGCGGAUUGGUGGAGUGUUGGUGUUCUUUUGUAUGAAAUGAUAACCGGGAAGGCACCAUUUACACAUAACAACAGAAAGAAACUACAGGAGAAAAUUAUCAAAGAGAAAAUCAAACUUCCACCAUACCUUACUGGUGAAGCUCAUUCUUUGCUCAAAGGAUUGCUGCAAAAGGAUCCAUCUACAAGGUUAGGCAGCGGGCCAAAUGGAGAUGAACAAAUCAAAAAUCAUAAGUGGUUCAGGACAAUCAAUUGGAACAAAUUGGAGGCGAGAGAACUGCAACCUAAGUUUAAACCAUCUGAUGUGUCUGGAAAAGAUUGCACAGCUAAUUUUGAUCGAUGCUGGACAACAAUGCCGCUUGAGGACUCUCCUGCAUCAACUCCUACAGCAGGUGACCAUUUUCAGGGCUAUACUUAUGUUGCACCAAAUCCGUGGCUUUCUUCUAGAUAAAACUGAAAGCAUUCAAAUCCAAAUGAAAAUGUUUAUAUGGAUUGAUAAAAAAGAAUAACCCGAAGAAGGCAAGCCCUACUGAUUUUAAAUUCUUUUUCUUGGUAAGUAACACAACACAAAUCUUUUCUCACUAAAAUGUCACCCUCUCUAUUUUAACAGUUGUUUCUAUUCGAAACGAGCAUUGUAAUGGUUUAUCUUACGAAUGAAUAUAUAGAUAAAUAGAGUUUUUAGUGACUCUGAUGUAGCUUUCAUAUUUGUAAAGGUUGGUUUAGUUCUUGUUUUGAACUAAUACUACGUGAAAACCUUUGUUCAUAUCAGCAUAAACAUAUUUGACUAGCGAUUGCUCAGUAGGGUUGUAUAUUACUAUAUUGACUUCGUGUUAGUCAAAAGCAUUCAAAUUGCUGACAGUGUCCUGUUUUUUUGACA